Molecule: messenger RNA, 961 nt
Organism: Daphnia carinata
Lineage: Eukaryota; Metazoa; Arthropoda; Branchiopoda; Diplostraca; Daphniidae
Product: C-type lectin lectoxin-Enh6-like
Exons: 6
Coding region: 87-872 (261 amino acids)
Biological process (GO): biological process involved in interspecies interaction between organisms
Cellular component (GO): external side of plasma membrane
Molecular function (GO): carbohydrate binding
Source: RefSeq, a predicted model, not a curated record
AGGAAAGCGAGCCUUCGUCGUCAAUUAAAAUAGACGGUUAAACACACCGACGCCCCCCAUUCUCCCCGUACAAAAUAAAAUCAACGAUGAAGAUCAUAGCGCUGUGCAUUUUUGCACUGGUUUCCAUCAGUUCCAGCUACGGCAACGUCGCUUCAACCCGGAACUGCGGAGGGCGCGUGUUUGUUCAAGAAAACGUUUUAAUCGAUGUCUCACAGCAACUAGACUGCGCCUGGGAAUUCCAGACCGAAGAGAAUCGCAUUCUCGCCAUCACCAUCGUCGCUGGAAACGUGAACGACGCCCAACAGUUUUUCACCAUUCACGAUGGAGUGGACACUGAUUCGCCGAUUGUCCUCCAAAGAGAUUUGCCUCGAGUUGUGUACACGACCCAACCUGCAGCGAGCGUCCAAUUCAAAACGGCGGCGCCAAUUUCGAAUUUAAAGCUCAAGAUUCAAAAGGCUGUCAUCUGUCCCGCCAAUUUGGGACCAAACACCUCAUGCGGACGGAUUGUCGAUGACAUAUCCUGCUACUGCGUCGAUUACAAUUUGAGAAAUCACGAAGAUCAGACGACGUCUUGUUUGAACAACGGAAUGAAGCUGUUGGCCCUCGAGAGCCGAACGGAAGAAAACCUUUUGUUAGACGCCUGGGGUUACGCGGCACGUUACUGGACUUCCCUAACCGACAACCUCAACGAAGGAAAUUGGCUUUGGGGCAGCACGGGAACGGGUAUCGUGGGCGGCUAUUUCAACUGGGCCAUCAAUCAGCCCGACGGAUCGGGAAACUGCGUUCACUUGAACGACGCCAGCAUACAAGGCGGAUGGAACGACGACAAUUGCGCCAACUUACGUGAAGCCAUUUGCGAAAGCCAACCUUAAAACGCGUACCGUAAAAUCUACGGUCGUUCGACUGUGCUAGUUAACUAACGUUUACUUCGAAAAAUACAUUCAGAAAAUAACUUCAACAA